AAUAAUGGAGGGAGUAAUAUAAAAAAAAUGCCAAAAAUAUUUGAAUUAUUCCAGUUUCCGACCUGUUUUCGCCUGUCAUUCGCUGAUUACCUCUUUUUCUCUCCUGCUCGGCGAGCCUGACGGUGGUGUAAGCAACCUCCCAACACCGCACUGCCACAUACUUUUCUCACUCCUUAAAAGCCUCCUGAUUCUCUUACUGCAACAACAAUGAGUGUGAUCGACAUUCUUACAAGAGUAGAUGCGAUCUGCCAGAAAUACGACAAAUACGACGUCGAAAAGCAGCGAGAUUCCAAUGUCUCCGGCGACGAUGCCUUCGCUCGCCUCUACUCCUCGGUCGAAUCCGACAUAGAAACCGCCCAUCAGAAAGCUGAAACGGCAGCAAAUGAAACGAAUAGGGCAUCGGUUGUGGCGUUGAAUGCUGAGAUUCGUCGAAUUAAAGGUCGAUUACUUGAAGAAGUGCCCAAAUUGCAGCGAUUGGCUCAAAAAAGGGUGAAAGGUCUUUCAAUUGAGGAACUUGCGGUUCGUAAUGAUUUGGUCCUUGCUUUGCCUGAUAGAAUUCAGUCAAUACCAGAUGGAACCCCUGCACCUAAAAAGAACGGGGGUUGGACAUCUGGGUGGAAUUCUUCAGCCACUCGCCAGGAGAUAAAAUUUGAUUCAGAUGGACGAUUUGAUGAUGAGUAUCUACAGGAGACAGAACAGUCGAGCCAAUUUAAGCAAGAGUAUGAAAUGAGAAAAAUUAAGCAGGAUCAAGGUCUAGAUGUGAUAGCAGAAGGUUUGGACACUUUGAAAAACAUGGCCCAUGAUAUGAAUGAGGAGAUGGAUAGGCAAGUUCCUUUAAUGGAUGAGAUUGACACCAAGGUGGACAAGGCAACUUCUGAUCUCAAGAAUACGAAUGUCAGACUCAAGGACACAGUGACACAGCUGAGAUCGAGUCGAAACUUCUGCAUCGAUAUCGUUCUCUUGUGUAUAAUUCUUGGGAUUGCUGCAUAUUUGUACAAUGUGUUGAAGAAGUAAAUGAACGAUAAGAGGAGCUUACUGCCAUUUGACUGGUUUGGUAUUGUCUUGUCUGUUAGUGUUUAAAGGUGUGAGUUGUCGGUGUGUUUCUCUUCAUGUCUUUUAUAUACCUUAGUUCGUUCUUGAAACAUGAAUGUGCCAUUCAUACCAACACUUCAUGCACAUUUGUCCUUGUAUCAUAUAGCCAUUUGUUAAUGUUUUAAUUUAUUUUCAUUUUAUUGAAGGUUA
Spinacia oleracea (spinach) is the source of this 1242-nucleotide messenger RNA. Its product is annotated as syntaxin-71. The record is from RefSeq and is a predicted model, not a curated record. Gene Ontology annotation, molecular function: SNAP receptor activity; SNARE binding. Gene Ontology annotation, biological process: intracellular protein transport; vesicle fusion. The coding region runs from base 208 to 1014 and encodes 268 amino acids. Gene Ontology annotation, cellular component: endomembrane system; SNARE complex. NCBI's taxonomy places the organism in Eukaryota, Viridiplantae, Streptophyta, Magnoliopsida, Caryophyllales, Amaranthaceae. The transcript has 9 exons.